This is a messenger RNA of Xenopus laevis (African clawed frog), 2340 nucleotides long. Its product is annotated as LRRN4 C-terminal-like protein. The record is from RefSeq and is a predicted model, not a curated record. Bases 678 to 1607 code for a protein of 309 amino acids. The transcript has 2 exons. Lineage: Eukaryota; Metazoa; Chordata; Amphibia; Anura; Pipidae.
CGGGGAAGAAAGAGAUUACAAGUGGGGUCAGAGGAUGCCCCAGUAUUAGGUAACAAGAGGGAGUGGUCAGGGGCAGAUGACACCAAGGGGCGCCCUUCCCUGUUGGCCUGGAACAGCUUGUACAGACUUUAUUCUAGUUAGUGCCAAAAUAAAAUAAGAUAAAAUAUAUUAUUAGAUUAGAUGCUAAAUCCCCCCAUUUAAUUCUAUAAUCAGAGUCUAUAAUGAGAGUAACAUACUACAAUUAACAAUUUGAUUUACUAUAAACAUAAAUGUAAUAUUCAUAUAGUUUAUAAAGACUAAACAGGCAAGUCUAUUUGCCUCAGUGAUUUUCCCACAGCUUCGUACACAUCUGGAAUUCAUCUACUGAAGGCACAUUCCUUCCACCUUCACAGUUUCCACAUUUUCAUAUUCAUCUUGUUAUUCUUCCCAGCCUUGUAUAUCAAACCCCAGUCUCCAUUACGCUUUUCCACUCCCACGUACUGGGGCAGCAUUUUUGGGAUCUCAGGCAGAGUGACAUCACAAGCCAAGCUGAUAUAAGAGACAUACAAGGGGGUAAGACUUCGAGAGUCCACAUAGGCCCCACCAGAAACGAAUAAAGACGGGACCUGCGAGUAGGAAGAAAGUGAUUUUAGGAAGAGAAGAAGAAAGGAACCAAAGGAUCCAAGAACCGUAGCAAGAUGUCUCAAUUCCCUACUCUGCUGCUGCUGCUUCUUCUUCCCUUUCAUAUUUCCACUGCAGGUACCACAGCACCUCCCAAUCAUGGAAGGAAGAACAUAGAACUAAAGGGCAGAGGGAUGGACAUAAUUACUGUCACAACUGUUGGUAUUAGUCAGUCUACUCUAUCACUAAACCCAAAUAACACAUGGAGAGAAAGAAGUGCCAUUGAACAUAUCCAGUCUAUAAAUGGUGGGAUGGAUGUGGAAUACUAUGAUGAUAAAGAUGAUAAUGAUAGCGAAGCAAAGGUGAUUCUGCCUCCCUCAUCUGAUUAUCUCAAGCCCUGCGACUAUGAUCGCUGCAAACACCUGGAGGUUCCUUGUAACGAGACACAAAAAGCUGGAGGAUUCCAUUGUCUGUGCCCUGGAGUAGAUGGACCUUCAGUCCCACCAGAUCCACCACGCCUAAUGCAAUCAGUUCCUGAGGAAAGUGGAGUCAGUUUGAGGUGGUGUUCUCCCCUGUCCACUGUACGUGGCUACAGAGUCCUCCAUGGGACUAGUGGAAACCCUCUGCAGAGUGGACCAGUCCUUAAUUCCACCUAUCGUUUUUACUUCAUAGAAAAACUUUUUCCAGAUACAUCCUACAGAGUGUGUGUAGUAGCCUUUAAUGAGGCUGGAAAGAGCAAGGUCGAUGUUGGAGAAGAUGAAGAAGAAAACUGGGAUUGGGGUAAACCAGGCGCUUGCAGGAUAAUACAUACAACUGUCACAAAGGCAUCCAGGAUAUUAUUAUGGACAGGUGUGACUAUUGCAGUGAUGGCAGGGAUGAUGGGCUUAGCUGCGUUGGGAUAUUGGCUGAGGAGAAGAGGAAGGCGUAAGCACCGGAAGAUUGAAAGAGGAGUAGAAAUGGGAAUUUCCAAUCUAUCCUUUAGAGCAGAGAGUGUGGAGCAGCUAUAACUACUCAUCGCAUACUAUAUGUUUUGUAAAUAUAGAAAUAUUUAUUGGAAUAAAAACUAUUUUUAUAACAACAUUGUUCAUUUUUCCAAUAUGGAUCGUGAGUAGAAGUGUAUUCAACAUGAAGCUUUUAUUUUCAGAAGCAGCGUGGAAGACAAAUAGGACCAUGGCAAGGCUCAAGACAUUUAUGAAUUCUAUUGGAUAAGUCAGGUUGCCACUGUAGGAACUUGAUAUUUAAUCCUUAUUUCUUUAGGAUCACCAAUGGCUCAAUGAUGUCAAACUGGGACAGGAUGAAAUGAUUUAUUCGGGUAUUAAAAACAGAGGGAAAUAAAAUGCAAAGUUUACUUCAAAUCUAGUAAACAAUCAAAUGUUUGCUUUAAAAAAGCAAGUGUAGGAUCUCUUAUGAUUGGCCCACCUAUUGCCAACACCACCCUUAUGAUUAAUUCAACAUAUUGCAACUGGUAAGAUUUACACCAUGGCACCCCCUGGCCUUUGGUCCCCCCACCCCUCCAUAUCAGCCCCCCGUAUGCACACUCCUAACCUUUAAGCUCCAUAGCCGAAAUCAGUGCUCUCCAACUGGUGGCCGCGGCCCUCUCCUGUGGGGCCCUCCACACUGUGGCUGCUUUGAUUGCUUUAUGCAAGCUUUAAAUUGUAUCAGAACUAGGGAUGCACCAAAUCCACUUUUUUGGAUACAGCUGAGCCCCCGAAUCCUUUGCAAAAGAUUCGGCCGAAUACU